UCACCAUUGUUAUAAGUCGAAACAUUAGACAAGUUACGGAAUAAAGUCUCUACGAGGCUUACAAGGUAUGUAAAGCUAUCCCUUCUUUCUUUUGGCAUGUCCUAGACGUAAGUGAUGAAUGAAAUGAGCUUUGGGGUAAUCCCAUUCAUAAGUUCCGAAUAUGAUUCAUGAUUCUUAUUCACUUCUUGAUGUUAGAGCUUUUAAAGUAGUCAAGCCACUGCCCUCGAGCUUUCUAUAUGUUGUAUAGUAUAAUCGUAUGUAUAAGUCUCUAUUCCUAAAGGCUCUAUAAUGACUAAUGCCCUUAACUUUCAUAAGCUGUCUCGUAUUGAUUUGAUACCUGUCUAUGAUCCCUGAGACGUUAUUUAAUAUAGUUCAUAAUGAUAUUCAAAGAGCCACUAGGAUGGCUAAUGUUCUUGAUUUCCAGAAACUAUUUUAUUAUGUCUUGAUACGUGUAUAUAAUCCUUGAGGUUCUAUUUUUGUAUAAUCCACAGCGACAUUCGAAAGGUAUUUGAUAUGACUAUUGUCUUGGUUUUCAAAUGAUGAUUCGUUUUGAUUAUUCUAUUGAGUCUCAGAUAUGAUUUAAUUUGCAUAUGGUUUCUCACUACUCUGCUCGUGCAUGCAUCAAUACAUCUUUCACUGAGUCCCGGACCAGGACAUGUUUUCGUGCACAGAUCCACUGCAUUAUUCACCGAGUCCCUCACUAGAGGGCCGGGACACGCUAUAUAUAUGUAUAUGAUGAUAUGAUGACAUGAUGAUAUGAUGAUAUGGGGAUGGCGGCCAGGAUGGCACAUGAUGAUCUUAUUCACCGAGUCCCUCACUAGAGGGUCGGGACACGUUAUACAUAUGCAUAUGAACAGGAUGAUUCUCUAAUGGUGACAUUAAGUUUCAUAACGAGUUAAGUCUGAUAUUGACACCAUGAUUUAUGAUUCAAAGGUAAGCCUUGUGGUUUUCUGGUUAUUGUACUAGUUUUCUGUACUCCUCACUUCAGUAUGAUCUUGUUUAUUGUAUUUAUGCUUUACAUGCUCAGUACAUAUUCCGUACUGACCACCUUUCUUCGGGGGGCUGCGUUCAUGCCCGCAGGUACAGAUGCUCACGUUGGUAACCCGCCAGCUUAGGAGUCCUAUUCAGCUAUCUUGGAGAGCUCCCUUGUUCCGGAGCCUAGAUUUUGGUACAAAAUCUCUUGUGGUGUAUAUGUAUUUUAUCCAGGGGUACGGCGGGGCCCUGUCCCGUCAUAUGAUACUGUUGUUACUCUUAGAGGUCUGUAGUCAUAUGUGUGGGUUGUGUAUCGAUGUUGUUCAGUUGUGUCUAUAUGGCUUAUGUUUUGGGACGUUCUCAUUCGUAGUGGCAGACUUGUCGGCUAGCGUAGAUAUAUAUAUAUAUAUAUAUAUAUAUGUGUGUGUGUGUGUGUGUGUGUGUGUGUGUGUGUGUGUGUGUGUGUGUGUGUUUUGAGAAGUAAUGUGUUAUGAUAGCCUUGUCGGCUCGUUUAUAGCGGGGAUGUUCCCUUAUAUAUUAUGAAAGCCUUGUCGGCUCGUUUAUAGCGGGGAUGUUCCCUUAUAUAUUAUGAAAGCCUUGUCGGCUUAUGUACUAUAAUGUCUGUUGAAAGUUGUACCUCCCCAGGAGACAGGUUGUUGUGAUACGUCUAAAUAAUGCGACAGUUUUGAGACGACGUCUUGCCUUGGUAUUGAUAAGUCUGUAUUAUGCUAGUUGUGGAUGAUUAUAGUUAACAGGUACAUACGAGUGUCCAGCUCGGGCACUAGUCACGGCCCACGGGGUUGGGUCGUGACAAUUAUUCUUCCAUUAUAGUUCUAGAAAAGAAAUGACUAGCUAAAAACUUAUCCGUAUAAGGCUAUCCUAAUUUGCUGAAAUGUCCAAUAGUUAAUAGUAGUUUUUUUUUUCAAUUUAAGGCUAAACCCAGGGCUUAGAGGCUAAAUUGAAUACAAGGCUAAACCCAAGGCUAAGGGAUCAAUUGAACCAGCGAUUUCUCAAAUCUGUACCUCAAAGAGAACUAAGAAUCCUCACCUGCAAGGAAAGUGACCUCUCUGCAAAUGGGCUCCGAAGAUUUAGAAGGAAAAGAAAUUUGGUGUUUGACGAAGACGGGGAAAGGGAGAGAACGCUACUGGAAGAACAUUAAUAUAGUGUUCAGGACUAUUUGUGAGGCUUUUGCAGAAACAUGUAAUGCCAGAAGAGGCUGGCAUUGGAGAAAAAGCACAACGUUCUCCACUUCUCUAUACAAGAAGAAAGGGAGCAACCACCAUAACAAUGGCAAGUCAAAUACAAAACCAACAACACCACAACCAUCACUCUCACCUUCUCUACCCAACAUGCCCACCAUUUUCAAUGUGAGGGACUUUGGUGCCAAAGGGGAUGGAAAGAGUGAUGAUACUAAGGCGUUCGAAGCCGCAUGGGAAGCUGCUUGUAAAGUGGAAUCAUCAACAAUCUUCGUCCCAUCAGAAUAUGUAUUCCUUGUCGGACCCAUUUCAUUCUCUGGUCCAUACUGUCAGCACAACAUUGUAUUUCAGAUAGAUGGAACGAUCAUAGCUCCAGCAGAUGCCAAUGCUUGGGGUUCAGGUCUUUUACAAUGGCUUGACUUCACAAAACUGGUCGGAAUUACAGUUAAAGGAAGCGGCAAGAUUGAUGGAAAUGGUGCGGUUUGGUGGAAAGAUACCCAAUUUGAUGAUCCUAUAGACAAUGAAUCGAAAUUAGUUAUCCCAUCAAACAGCACCAUGCAGAGAAAUCUUCCAAUUCCUCUAAGCAGCUCCCUUGGUGGAAGAAUGCCACGCAUUAAGCCAACAGCUCUUAGAUUUUAUGGAAGUUUCAAUGUGACAGUCACAGGCAUUACAAUUCAUAAUAGUCCACAGUGUCAUCUCAAGUUUGACAACUGCAUCGGGGUAUCAGUGUACAAUUUCAGUGUCUCAUCACCUGGUGAUAGUCCUAAUACAGAUGGAGUCCACUUACAGAACUCGAAAGAUGUCCUUAUCCGCAGUUCCAACGUUUCAUGCGGAGAUGACUGUGUCUCAAUACAAACUGGAUGCACGAAUGUAUAUAUACACAAUAUAAAUUGUGGGCCAGGACAUGGAAUAAGCAUUGGAGGGCUUGGGAAAGAUAAUACAAAAGCUUGCGUUUCAAACGUCACUGUGAAAGACGUCAUUAUGCAUAACACAAUGAAUGGUGUGAGGAUUAAGACAUGGCAGGGUGGAUCAGGGUCGGUGCAAGGACUGAUGUUCUCAAACAUACAAGUUUCUGAAGUCCAAAUACCAAUUGUAAUUGAUCAGUUUUAUUGUGACAAGAACAAAUGCCAGAACCAGACAUCAGCAGUGGCUUUAUCAGGAAUAAACUAUGAAAAAAUAACAGGAACAUAUACGGUAAAACCCGUGCAUCUUGCAUGUAGUGACACUAUGCCCUGUAUAGAUGUGACCUUGACAGACAUCAAACUAAAGCCAAUACAAGAGCAAUACCACAUGUAUGACCCAUACUGCUGGCAGACCUUUGGAGAGUUAUAUACUCCUACCGUCCCUCCAAUAGAAUGUCUACAAGUUGGCAAGCCAUCAAGCAGCAUGACACAAGCUGAUUAUGAUCAAUGCGAAGUAUAGUGACACAUAUAUUAUUAUCAUUUAUAUAUUUUGGUGUUCUUAUUUGUGUGGCCGGCAAUGUUUUGCUGACCCCUAUUACACCAUAAAGAACAUGAGUGCUGAUUCUUACUAGGAUUAGAACAUAGAAUAUGUGUUUCUUUACAAGCAUUACUUGAGUGUGGGGGUAUACUAUAACUUUUAAUAGCUGGGAUUUCUAUAGUAAGGUAUGUUAAGACACUUCCCUUCAUGCAAAAUGUCCGCUGAAGUUUGUCAGAAUGA
Lycium barbarum (goji berry) is the source of this 3848-nucleotide messenger RNA. Its product is annotated as polygalacturonase At1g48100-like. The coding region runs from base 2046 to 3590 and encodes 514 amino acids. Gene Ontology annotation, molecular function: polygalacturonase activity. Gene Ontology annotation, biological process: carbohydrate metabolic process. Lineage: Eukaryota; Viridiplantae; Streptophyta; Magnoliopsida; Solanales; Solanaceae. The record is from RefSeq and is a predicted model, not a curated record. The transcript has 9 exons.